Messenger RNA from Hemiscyllium ocellatum (epaulette shark), 2169 nucleotides. It is a transcript of the gene hexb, whose product is annotated as hexosaminidase B (beta polypeptide). The record is from RefSeq and is a predicted model, not a curated record. Gene Ontology annotation, molecular function: beta-N-acetylhexosaminidase activity. The transcript has 13 exons. NCBI's taxonomy places the organism in Eukaryota, Metazoa, Chordata, Chondrichthyes, Orectolobiformes, Hemiscylliidae. Gene Ontology annotation, cellular component: membrane. Bases 59 to 1696 code for a protein of 545 amino acids. Gene Ontology annotation, biological process: ganglioside catabolic process; glycosaminoglycan metabolic process; carbohydrate metabolic process.
ACUGUCCGCGCGGCUGCUUAAAGCGGAGCUCGAGGAGCCCUGCCCAGUCAGGCGGGGGAUGGCGGCGUCGAGGAGUGUGUUAGUGUCACCGGCACAACAGGGGCUCCGGCUUCUCCUCGCCGCGCUGCUACUCCUGGGGCGCGGCACAGCGCUCUCGCCUGACGAAGAGGACUCGCCGUUCGGCUCCCUCUGGCCCUUGCCCCAGAACGUCCACAUUGAGUCCGAGCUUUACCGGCUGAGCCCCGCGACUUUCCAGAUCGUCCACUCGCCCCAGUCCACCGCUUCGGUCGGCUGCUCCAUUCUGGACAACGCCUUCCGCCGGUAUUUCUACUACAUCUUCGGCAGCUCCGCCGAGAGGAGUCAGCUGGCCGGCAGCGAUGUCGAGGAGUUGACUCAGCUGCAGGUCACUGUCACCGGCAGUGACCCCGAGUGUAACCAACAUCCCAGCGUCACUUCUGUCGAAACCUAUGAGAUUGUCAUUACUCAACCAGUAGCUGUUCUGAAAUCUGAAAAUGUGUGGGGUGCACUGCGAGGACUGGAGACCUUCAGCCAAUUGGUGUAUGAAGAUCAAUAUGAUACUCCUCUCAUUAAUAAAACUCAGAUUUUGGAUUCUCCAAGAUUUGCUCAUAGAGGAAUUUUACUUGAUACAUCGCGGCACUAUUUACCUCUUAAAGUAAUCUUUGAAACUUUGGAGGCUAUGUCAUUCAAUAAGUUUAAUGUUUUCCAUUGGCAUAUUGUGGAUGACCCAUCAUUCCCUUAUCAAAGUAUCAGCUUCCCUGAGCUGAGUACACAGGGUGCGUACCAUCCAGUCACACACAUUUAUACAUUGGCAGAUGUGAAAAUGGUUAUUGAGUAUGCUCGUGAGAGAGGGAUUCGGGUCAUCCCAGAGUUUGACACCCCUGGGCACACACAGUCUUGGAGAGGCAUAAAAAACCUCCUUACUCCAUGUUAUAAUGGUGAGAAGUUUUCUGGAACAUUUGGACCGAUAAAUCCUUCUUUAAAUACAACCUAUGAAUUUUUGAAUCAGCUCUUUAAAGAGAUCAGCUUGGUGUUUCCAGAUGCUUAUGUUCAUUUGGGAGGUGAUGAAGUCAGUUUUGCAUGUUGGAAAUCCAAUCCUGCUAUUACAGAGUUCAUGCAAAAGCAAGGCUUUGGAAAUGAUUACAGAAAACUGGAAUCUUUCUAUAUCCAAAAUGUUCUGGAUAUUGUAGCAAGCUAUAUGAAAGGCUACAUGGUCUGGCAGGAAGUCUUUGAUAAUGGAGUGAAGAUUAAGCCAGACACUAUAGUUGAAGUGUGGAUGGAGAGAAAUGCGAAAGCAGAGUUAUCUAAAGUAACACUAGCUGGGUUUACAACCAUUCUUGCAGCACCCUGGUACUUAGAUUACAUUUCCUAUGGACAGGACUGGCAAAAGUACCAUCAAGUUGAGCCUCUCCAUUUCAACGGAACUGCAGCACAGAAGAAGUUGGUGAUUGGUGGAGAAGCUUGUCUCUGGGGUGAAUAUGUGGAUGCAACCAAUCUUGCCUCACGAUUAUGGCCUCGGGCAAGUGCAGUUGGUGAGCGUCUUUGGAGCACUGAAAAUACAACAAAUAUAAGUGAUGCAUACAAGAGGCUAACCAAACAUCGCUGCCGCAUGGUCCGACGUGGGAUACCAGCUGAACCACUGUUUGUUGGCCACUGUGAUUAUGAGUAUAGAGGGUAACAACAUUCAUCUGAUCAAAUGAAGCUUCUCUGGAACAAGAAAACCGAUGCAUCUUUAGUAAUUCAAUGCAAACUAACAUAACUUAAAAUUAAAUUUGAUCGACACUGAGGUUUUACAGAAUUUUGUUUUGGAAUAAGAAUGAAUGUUUGAUUUUUUUUAAAAUGUCAUUUGGAAGGAUUGUGCAAUAAAGUUCAAAAUUAUAUUUUAAAAAUGAACUUUAUUGUUGCCUUCUCUUAGAAUUUUUUUAAUGAUGUAUCUAGUCAGUGAUGAAAAUAUUAUGUGUUAUAUUUUAACUUACCAAAAUCAAAAGUCUAAAUUUGCGACAUGACCAAUAUUGAGCUAUUAUGGCAUUUUAUCUUGAUGCAUUAUUUCCUCUACACUUUUUUUUAAAGAAAAUGUUUAUGUAUAACCUUACAAUUAUAAAAAUGCAGUGUGUUGAAAUUAAAUGAAAAUAAAAUUUGAUCAUGUCCUAA